Epinephelus lanceolatus (giant grouper) is the source of this 2376-nucleotide messenger RNA. It is a transcript of the gene stambpl1, whose product is annotated as STAM binding protein-like 1. Gene Ontology annotation, cellular component: membrane; endosome. The record is from RefSeq and is a predicted model, not a curated record. Gene Ontology annotation, molecular function: metal-dependent deubiquitinase activity; protein binding; K63-linked deubiquitinase activity. Gene Ontology annotation, biological process: protein K63-linked deubiquitination. Lineage: Eukaryota; Metazoa; Chordata; Actinopteri; Perciformes; Serranidae.
AUCUGUGAGCUCCUCCAUCAUCACUGUUUCUGUGUGAGGCAUCAGCUCCGGAGCUUUCAGCCAUUUUCUCCUCAGCCUCCUCUCAGUCCGGAUCCUCAGGGUGUGAACCGGCUCCGUGUCCGACCCGGGUCUGACUGCAGGUGUGAACGGACCGGCCGGGACCCGGGUUACCUUCCUCCAUCAGCUCCACAUGUGACAGCGGUGAUGCAGACAGCUCGUGGACUCAACACCGACAACACACCGUGAAGCAUCAUGGGAGGUGGCAGAUGGAGGAGCCGGCCGUGGGCCGACCAGAGCCUGUGACACACACACAUACACACACACACACACAAAUCAUGGAACAAGGCUUCAGCUUAAACACGCUGAAGAAGCUGGCGGCAGAGCCAGACUACACCGAUGUGUCGCUGACGGCGGCGGAGCGAGUGCGGGCGCUAGGGAAGAUGGGAUGCAGCGUGGAGAUCAAUGAGGACAUCGCACCGAGGCGCUACUUCCGCUCUGGCGUGGAGAUGGAGCGCAUGGCGGCGGUCUACUUGGAGGAGGGCAGCCUGGAGAACGCCUACGUCCUCUACACCAAGUUCAUCACUCUGUUUGUAGAGAAGCUGCCGACGCACAGAGACUACCAGCAAUGCAGCGUCCCAGAGAAACAGCUCAUCAUGAAGAAACUUCAGGAAGUUGCGUUUCCUCGUAAAGACGAGUUGAAGAAACGUCUUCAGGAGAAAUACAGCAGGGAACACACCGAGUACCUCAGAGCACAGAGCCAGGCGGCAGCGGUGGUGGUGGAUGGGUGUAGCCAGCAGCUGCAGAGACUCUCCCUAUUGGGUGAGGACAGGAGGCGGUACGUGCUGUUGGAGGAGGAGCGUCAGCGUGUCGCCGCCCUGCGACGCAUGCAGAUUGAAUCAGAACAGUUUCGUUACUUCGAGGACCAGCUGAGGCGUCAGGAACUGGCCAAUAGGAGAGGAGAGGAGGCGGGGCUGAAGGUUCAGACCAAAGUGCCUGAAGUGACAGAUGGCUCCUGUCUGUCCCAGCAACCAAUCAGAGACAGUGUUCGAUCCCAGGGGGCGGAUCCUAACCGGAACAGACCGCUAGCUCCUAUCAGCCAACCAGCCGCCACGCUGGCUGGAGUACACACCCACAGGGUGGAGGGUCUGCGGCGGGUGGUGGUUCCCAGAGAUCUGACAUAUCGUUUCCUCCUGCUGGCCGACUCCAACACCGCCAGAGGAAUAGAGACAUGUGGAGUCCUCUGUGGACAACUGACGCACAACGAGUUCCUGCUGACUCACGUGGUCAUCCCCAAACAGUCGGCCGGGCCGGAUUUCUGUGACAUGGAGAACGUGGAGGAACUCUUCAGUUUCCAGGACCAACAGAACCUGCUGACGCUCGGCUGGAUUCAUACUCAUCCCACUCAGACGGCCUUCCUCUCCAGUGUCGACCUUCACACUCACUGUUCUUAUCAGCUGAUGCUGCCGGAGGCCGUUGCCAUCGUCUGCGCCCCCAAACACAACGACACCGGUGUGUUCAGGCUGAGCGGUCCGGGGAUGUCGGAAGUUUCCGGCUGCAGACUCAAAGGUUUCCAUCCUCACUCCAAGGAUCCUCCUCUCUUCACUGUGUGUAAACACGUGGAGGUGAGGGACUCAAAGAUCAGCCUGCUGGACCUCAGGUGACAGACAGGAGGCGGCGUUCGUUUUUAAUGUCUGAAGAGGAAACUGUGAACACACUGCCACUGUGUGUGUGUGUGUGUGUGUAUGUGUGCGGGCGUGCAUGCGUGUGUGUGUGUUCAGUUUUUUGGGAGUUUUUUGUGAACUUUGUUUUUUGAAGUUUUAUUUGAGCCUCUGAAGCAGCUGCUGCCGUACAUAGAUAUGAAUCUAUAUUUUUGCGGUGUCCGUGUGGAUCAGUUUCUCCGACCCUGUGUGAUGUGACGAUGUGUGUUUUAAUAUUAACAGCAGAUAUGAUGUGUGUGUGACAGCUGAAGUGACAGAGUGCCUUCUCAUCAAACACCCACAUCACGUCUGAGUCUGUCGUCGACAGCAAAAACAUUUAUCUGCUCUGUAAAUCACCGCUCCUGAAAGUCUGAAGGUAAAUGUUCUUUUAGUUCUGGUGCUCUUUGAUUACCUGUGGUGUCACACCGGCACGCUUUUGUCCUCUGAUGUGUAACGGUGGCGCUCUCUUGUUCUCUGCAAAGUGCAAAGGCGGAGUUAUACUUGUGCGUCAGCCCUAUGCAGAGCCUACGCCAUAGUCUACACCUCUGUGAGCAUUUGUACUUGUGCGGUGGUGUGUCUGUGUCACUCUGCAGUUACACCUCCAAACCACUAGUGGGCGGUGGGGUUUCUGUUAAGUGCUGUAAAGUUUAGUUGAUUCAAAACACAUAUUAAACACACA